AUUGUACUGCCGCAUUUUUCCGAAAAAGUUUUUGGGACGGAGGGCAACAUAGAGUCGGCCCGUCACCACUAUCUGCUUUCACAGAACGGCAGUCUCUGUGGUCGAGUUUUGAUUGAAAUCAGCCAGAGCCGAGGGUUCCAGAGCGAGGUGGAUUUGUUUCUGGUGCAAGCAGUCCUUCAGCAACUGUCGCUGAAGGAUCGCAAAUCCGCCGAGGACACGUUCAUUGAGUACACACGCUAUCACCCGAAGCUACUGAGGCACGAGUUUCCCUAUAAGGAGCCACUGGUCAACUUUUUGUACUUUCUGUUUCGCUUGAUCGAGACAAAGAGUGUGACAGGCUUUCGUUCCCUGCGAAAGCUCUACGAUCCUUCGCUAAAGCGCGAUACAUCGUUCUUGAAGUACGUAACGAAAAUUGGAGUCAUCUACUUUGACGAGCAGCCGGAGACAAAUGCCGGCCCUCCCGGAUUGGGUGGGAUGUUCGGCGACAUAUUCAGUCGGCUGAUGCAAGGUUUUGACGAGGAGGAUGCGGAAGAUCAGAGCACGCCCCAGAGAAGGCAGAACGUGAACGAGCUCGACUAACAGCAGUUCCAGCUGCAGCUUCGUCACGAAUGGCAAUGGAGAACUUCUUGGUUCUUUUUAUUAGUGGGCGCUUUUAGUCAACGAGGUUCAUUGGCGCUAUUUCACAGGACUAUUCUUUUCCUUGUUAUAAUAUUAUUUUGAGAAUGGUUAAAUACGGAGAGCUAAAAUUU
Molecule: messenger RNA, 749 nt
Organism: Drosophila miranda
Lineage: Eukaryota; Metazoa; Arthropoda; Insecta; Diptera; Drosophilidae
Product: Golgi to ER traffic protein 4 homolog
Exons: 1
Biological process (GO): protein insertion into ER membrane
Cellular component (GO): cytosol; BAT3 complex
Molecular function (GO): protein binding
Source: RefSeq, a predicted model, not a curated record